CUGAUUGGUUUAAAGUUUCCACGGCACCGCCUUCGGCCCUGCUGACACGCCCUUCCAGGACUCGGUGCAGCCUGCCAAACCAGCCGUCAGUUUCAAUUGAUAUUCUGAUCCGUGUAACUGCAUGCUAAACUCUGACCUUUAAACUUUUUUUUUUAAGAACUCCAUUAAUUUUCCGUGAAAGCGUCUCGCUCCCUCGUCUCAUCAACUUUCCCCUGUGGAAGUUUCUGCAGCCUGUGAUCAUUAAGGUGGAGGAGAUCAUCUUUACGCAUGAUGCCAAACUGCAGCAACAGAUAACGUAGACGUUAAACAGUUUGGUGACGAGACGUUGUUGACCACAGAAGUCCUGUGCCGUGUCUCCUCGCCUGGUUUGCGCACGCCUCCAGCCGGUGUGAAUCAUCUUUGCGGGCCCUGCGGCCGACAGGAUGGGCUCCCUGAUGUGGACUCCGGUGCCUGCUUGGAAAGCCACGCUUUUCCUCUUCAACAUAAUCUCUGCUGCUGUGGCCAGAAGACACAUCGUCUAUUGGAACUCCACAAAUACAAGGUUAACAGCAGGUGAUCUGUCCAUUGAAGUGAAUCUGAAUGACUACCUAGACAUCUACUGCCCCCACUACCCUGAUAAGACAACACUUCACUCUGGACAGCCGGAGACAUUGGCACUCUACCUGGUGGAUGAGGCAUUAUUUCAGGGCUGUGUGGAAACCAGGCAGGCCAUCAAGAGGUGGGAGUGCAAUGACCCCUACGCUACUUAUGGACCAGUGCGCUUCUCUGAGAAGAUCCACAGGUUCACCCCCUUUUCACUUGGGUUCGAGUUCGUGCCAGGGCACAGCUACUAUUACAACUCUCUAUCCACAGAUGGAGGCCCUCGUCUGCCAUGUAUGAAGUUACGCGUCACCGUGUGCUGUGAGACCAAAUCAGAGGGUUCCAAGCAAAAACAAGAAACUUCAGCACCUCGAAGUGCUGUUUGUGCACUGAGCAUCUCCUCGCGUUCCCUCCUCCUCCUCUCCUUCCUCCUGACUUUCCUCCUGCCGGCAACCUGACCUGAUGUGGACCUGGACCUCUGUCCUCUGAUCUCACGGCUGAGAUCUCCAACAACACAAUGCACUCUGAAGCUUUUACAACGGACUCAUGCUGGAUGCUACAUCGCUCGUAGCUGCCUACCUGUGGACCAAUCAAGGGAAACCUGGAGAACAGUGACUCAGGGACCGACAUGCCCGAUCAAUGAUUCACUUUGUGUUUUCUCCACCUAUUGUGUAAGAAGCAGCACAGAGAGCAGGAACAUUCCUCUGUUUUUUUUUUUUGUUGUUGUUGUUUUUUUUAAGUACUCGCUCCCAAAAUGUCUCAUCACUUUUUCAUUUCCGUCUUUCGUUUUGUAGUGUUUAGUUGCGUUUAGUCCAGCGAGUACUUGCUAUGAACACAUUACUGCACUGAGUGGCUCAGGUUGGACAUGAAUCACUUUCAGACCAGAGUCCUUUUUUUUUUUUUGACUAAUUAUUCUGGAUAACUGGUAUGUCAUUAGAAUUUACAGCACAAGGUGUUCUACAGGGAAAUGGAGAAUGAUCUUUCAUAGUCAGGCAAGGUUGCUGCGCCAUCUACUGGGAUUAUACUGGUUGUACUGGAGUGAACUGGUUUGGCCAUGAGCACAAACUGGACAUUGGACUGGGAAUCUGAGUUUGGACCACAUGUUGUUCUGACUGCAGCAAGAACAGAACACAGGACCCAGGCUGGUGGGUAAAGGGAGGAAAAACAGCUUUUCAAUCAGAAGGCUCUUUGGUUGAUGUUCUCUUGAGCAACCAAGUGUGCAGUCUGGCACACAAACCUGAUUUUUUUAUUUUAUUUUUUUUACAUAUUUUCUGUAUAUACCAUUUUCAGCUUUCAUUAUUCUCUUCUUUCAAGCAGUUUCCCAACUUAAAAUGAUUUGAUUGUGAAUUUAUUAUUAUUAAUUGGCCUAUUUUUACUAAAGCAUAUAACUGUAAAAUAUUGAUUAACAACAGCAACAAUUCAUAUAAUCUUUUUAAAUUACUGUUUGAGAUAAUACAUGUUUUUAUUGACAUCAGAUGAAAGUUUAUAUAUUUAUAAAGAGAUCAUUUCAGUUUGUCUAUCAUAAAAUCAAUAGGUUAUUUAUAGUUUACUACUUGAAAAAUAUAAUUGGUUUCCAGAAUCUGAUAAAUUAUACAAAAUAUAU
Thalassophryne amazonica is the source of this 2182-nucleotide messenger RNA. Its product is annotated as ephrin-A4. Gene Ontology annotation, cellular component: plasma membrane. Bases 423 to 1037 code for a protein of 204 amino acids. NCBI's taxonomy places the organism in Eukaryota, Metazoa, Chordata, Actinopteri, Batrachoidiformes, Batrachoididae. The record is from RefSeq and is a predicted model, not a curated record. Gene Ontology annotation, biological process: ephrin receptor signaling pathway; axon guidance. The transcript has 5 exons. Gene Ontology annotation, molecular function: ephrin receptor binding.